Periconia digitata is the source of this 1035-nucleotide messenger RNA. The record is from the annotation of a GenBank genome assembly. NCBI's taxonomy places the organism in Eukaryota, Fungi, Ascomycota, Dothideomycetes, Pleosporales, Periconiaceae.
AUGAAGUACCUCGACCUUUGCGCCCUCCACGAGGUGAACGUCGCCCUGAACUUUGACACUCCCGACACUUCCAUCAUUGGCGGCUGCGACGUUUGGACCAUCAAAGCCGCCGGCGGCGAUAAGAAGCUGUACAAGCGCAUCGAGCAUACCCUUGAAGAGCGACACCAAGAGCUGAUCAACGCCAUUGGCGACCUCUCCCAGGCGUCUGCUGCGCGAUUUAUGAACGAGCUCAAUGUCAACAGGGAGACGCCCUUCGGAAGCUUCAACGAGCCUGCCAACAGGCACACGUUCGCCUACCUCAUAGCAACGUUGAACGCGACCCACGUCGAUUACGACUACGCCAACACGCUCAACCCCGACGACUUUCGUCGCGAAUCGCUCAAGUCAUUCAGACACAAGAUCGACACGACCAUGUACUACCUGCGACCCCAAGUAUAUAGCGCCGGUCUUCCCUCGGGUGCUGUGACCCCGCUCGGCUCUCCUAUCUGGAGUCCCCGCUCUUGGCAACUUUUGGACAGCGAGCUGGACAUGGCAAAUUGCGAGUACUACGCUUGGGAGCCAUCCGACGAUCCCUUCGCUGAUGACGGUGCCAUCUGGAGUCACCAUUUCUUCCUGUACAACAAGGAGAAGAAGCGCGUCGCCUACUUCUAUUUGCGUGGAAUCUCCGCCCUGUCUAGCUCGCCCAGCAUUCCCACCUCACUCAUCACCAAGUUCAGACAGUCAAAGUACGAAUCAUCUGCCAAUGCGGGUAGCAGGAAGCGUGCAGAAUUUUGGCUAGGAGAUCGUGCCAAGAAGGCUUUGGGGGCAUAUGGAGAAAGCGAUGAACUGGACAAUCUCGUUAUCGACCACCCAGGCGAAGUCAUCGAUGCUGAAGAAGACGAAUACCUGCCCGUGAGGGAGACAAGCAUGGGCGCCGAAUACUGGAGCAGUGACGACAACAGCGACGUCGAAAGCUUGCGGGAGCGUGAGAACUCGCGUGAGAAGAGCAAAGUUCGACAAUGGAGUGAAGGCGCAGUCGAUCGUAUGGAGCUCUGA